AAUAAAGAUAAAAUUUUUAAAAAGAGUUUUUAAAAAAAAUCAACCUUUUUGUUUGGUUGCCUAUGUAUUUAAGUCUUCACCUGGUGUUUUUUUGUUGUUUUGUUUUUCAGGCCAAAAGGUGUGUUUUGCUGACUACAAACACCCCUGCUACAAAAUGGCCUAUUUCCACGAGCUGUCCAGCCGAGUGAGCUUUCAGGAGGCGCGCCUGGCUUGUGAGAGUGAGGGCGGGGCCCUUCUCAGCCUUGAGAAUGAAGCAGAACAGAAGCUGAUAGAAAGCAUGUUGCAGAACCUGACAAAGCCGGGCACAGGGAUCUCUGACGGUGAUUUCUGGAUAGGCCUUUGGAGAAGUGGAGAGGGCCAAGCAUCUGGUGCCUGCCCGGAUCUCUACAGGUGGUCCGACGGGAGCAGCUCCCAGUACCGAAACUGGUAUACGGACGAACCUUCCUGUGGAAGCGAAAAGUGCGUGGUGAUGUAUCAUCAACCUACGGCCAACCCUGGCCUUGGAGGCCCCUACCUCUACCAGUGGAACGACGACAGGUGCAACAUGAAGCACAAUUACAUCUGCAAGUACGAACCAGAGAUUAAUCCAACAGCUCCUGGAGAAAAGACAUAUUUUACAAACCAACCAGGAGACACCCAUCAAAAUGUGGUUGUUACUGAAGCAGGCAUAAUUCCCAAUCUAAUUUAUGUUGUUAUACCAACAAUCCCACUGCUCCUAUUGAUACUGGUUGCUUUUGGAACCUGCUGUUUCCAGAUGCUGCAUAAAAGUAAAGGAAGAACAAAAACUAGCCCAAACCAGUCCACGUUGUGGAUUUCAAAGAGCACGAGAAAAGAAAGCGGCAUGGAAGUGUAAGGUUUCAUUGAAUUGGCUCCAGAAAACAAUGUUUUCUUCUGUAACUCUGGAUCUGUAUAAGGAAUGGCGUCAGAACCUUAGCUUGGAAUGGCUUGAAUCUCAGAGGAUCUACAAGAUGAACUGUAAGCUCCCUCUUGAGGCAAAUAUUAAAAUGAGUUUUCUAUGUUUAUUUCAUUUACAAAAUAUGCUGUGCUAAUAAUGGAGUGAGACAUGCUUAUUUUGCUAAGUGAUGCACCCAAACUUCAAGUAAGUGGAAUGGACCAUGCAGAUAAACUUGCUCUCAAUACAUCAGAAGUAUGUGUGUUGGAAGCAGUUAUUUUUGUUUCUUUUACCUUUCAUAGGUUGUAAUCUAGUUAAUGCAAUGUAGAUUGUAUUGAAAUUUACAGUGUGCAAAAAUAUUUUACCUUUACGUAAGUGUUUGAUAAAAAUGGACUGUUAUAUUUAUUUUUAUGGUGUUUCAUUUUUCAAUACAUGCUGUUUUGAUUAAAGAAAUUUAUCAUUGUGGUCAACUGAAUUCACAAACACAUAAAUACAUUGCCAUAGAAAAAAGUUUCCUUUCUAGAAAUGGUUCAUCUUUCAGUUCCUCUGCUUUGGAUCAGACAGUGUAUAAGAAAUCUCUUCAGAAAUAAGAAGCUAUUUCAUUAACUGUGGUAUAAAUCCACUCAAAUAUUUCACUUAGAGGCAAGAAUUGUCUAAUUUUAAUUGUGCAAGACAUGUGCCUUACAAUUAUUUUUAGUUUAAAACUCAACAGAUUUUAUAAUAACUUUGUUAAUAAUUGUAUAAAUUAUGUACUCAAUCUAGAACGAAAAUAGUGGCAAACACAAUAUAAAUCAUAUGUCUUCACAUGUUGCCUAUAUAACCACAAAUAGCUCGCUGAGGGUUCUGGAAUCAAUUUGGUUCCUCCUUUGACCACAAAACGAGGGUUAUUUGGGGUUUGGGGAUAAAACUGGAGGCAGAUUGUGGCAUCAUUUGUCUAAGGUUUUUUUCUAGUUCUGUUUAGCCUCUGUCGGCACCUAAAGGGGCUUCACAGUUGGGACCAGGUGAGUGGUCACAUUGGUGUGGAGGUAAGGCCAGCACACUAACAUUUUAGUGAGGAAAGAAGCUGUGAGUUAGUGUGAAAAAUGACUGGAGGGCAUCGAUCAUCGUGUGUUUGUUGAGGGUUUGGCUGGGAAAGUAAACUGGGGCUCCUCUGUCUUAUCCCCUGGUUUCUUCAAUGCCCGUGGCUCCUUCAUCUCAAGAGAGAGUUGUAACUAUCUGGUCUUCACAUGUCCCUGUGCUCCUUUUAACCAAAUAAAAGUUCUUGUUUCUGGAGAA
This is a messenger RNA of Miniopterus natalensis, 2167 nucleotides long. NCBI's taxonomy places the organism in Eukaryota, Metazoa, Chordata, Mammalia, Chiroptera, Miniopteridae. The record is from RefSeq and is a predicted model, not a curated record.